AUGACUGAUGGUGGAAGACGUUCUAUGCUGACAUGUCCAGGCCCCGCCCCUGUCUGCCCGCCCGCCCCGGCCGCGGAGCUGUCUCUCGCUCCCGGGCCGCGCGCCCGAGCUGGCAAGAAGGAGCGGCGGCAGCGGCGGCGGCUUCGGGCAUCGCGGCUUGGGGACGCCGGCGCUCCGCUGGACACGGCGUCCCCGAGAGCGCCCUCCGCGCGGACCUGCCUCCCGCGGUCCCGGGCGGCCCGGGAACGUCCCGGCGUUCCCCGAGGGCAAGCGUGUCCGCGCGGGGCGGGGGACCAGCGCGGGGCUGCAGCCUGUUGGAGCUCGGGGAGCGCGGGGUCCGGGGCUCCGGGGACCCUGCGCGGAGCCGCACGGCCAGGCCUCCUGCGCACCGCAGUUCUCUCCAACUCCCAGCCUCCGCCGCUUCGGGGCCCAGCGCCGCCGGAGGACCCUGUCCGGAUCUGCGAAGAAAGGAAUGUCAUGAAAAAGGAGCAGAAAAGAGCCGUCAUUGUUGGUGAAAGGGGAGUUUUCUUUCCCCGCUGGUGGUUACUUCAUGACUGGAAGGGAUGUACCUAGGUGGCUGAAGAGAUUAGAUUUUUCUAGCUGCACAGAUGAAGCUGAUAAAAGAAGACAUGAAAAUGCUUCCUCUGGGUCAUAAUAGGCUGAUAAGUAAGAAGGCCUGAAAAAGACAGAUUUGAAAUGAGGGCAGGAAUUUUGAGAUUUUUAAAACCAGGUAGGACUUUGGAAGCUUAUUGAGGAUGUUUUUCACCCAAAAACGGAGAAGAAAAAAUUCUCAAAGCCAGAAGUGUAAAAAGUUGAGAAGAAAAACAACCGAGUCCACCCCAAGGAUUUCAGACUUCGUCACUUUCUUUGGGUAGACACACACACAAGGGCAUCACUCACGUUUGGUGAUUUUAUUCCCGGCGAUGGUUUCCUAUGCUAGGAAUGACUUCAUUUGGAGUUU
This is a messenger RNA of Myotis lucifugus (little brown bat), 961 nucleotides long. RefSeq names its product CASP-like protein 4U1. The record is from RefSeq and is a predicted model, not a curated record. The transcript has 3 exons. NCBI's taxonomy places the organism in Eukaryota, Metazoa, Chordata, Mammalia, Chiroptera, Vespertilionidae. Bases 1 to 573 code for a protein of 190 amino acids.